Verticillium alfalfae VaMs.102 is the source of this 1908-nucleotide messenger RNA. RefSeq names its product C6 zinc finger domain-containing protein. The transcript has 2 exons. Gene Ontology annotation, cellular component: nucleus. NCBI's taxonomy places the organism in Eukaryota, Fungi, Ascomycota, Sordariomycetes, Glomerellales, Plectosphaerellaceae. Gene Ontology annotation, biological process: regulation of DNA-templated transcription. Gene Ontology annotation, molecular function: DNA-binding transcription factor activity, RNA polymerase II-specific; transcription cis-regulatory region binding. The record is from RefSeq and is a predicted model, not a curated record. Bases 1 to 1908 code for a protein of 635 amino acids.
AUGGUGGAGCGAACUGACAUGGGUCUUCAUAGAAAGCCUGCGGUGCAUGUCGCCAAUCCAAGAAGGAUCGAAGACCUGGAGAGGGAGAUCGGGUCGUUGAAGGAAAGACUCGAGAAACGACCGGAAGCGGGCAUAUGGCAAGCCAUUCCAGCAUCUCAGUCCUCCCCCUCGGCUACGCAGAUGCCCAUCCAGUAUCGAUCGCCAGAUCAGGUCAGAGGUCCCGAGAAUCCCAUCAGCACGCACACGUCUCCCGCAACCGUUAUUAAUCCCCCAACCCUGAGAAGUUUACCGCGUCAACCAACAGGUUCGAGCUCUGGAUCCCCCAAUGUGUCGCUCUUACAACCGCCUCUAACGCAGGGGCAUAAGAGAAAGCGCACACAUUUCGAGAUGGGCGCGGUCGCUAUACCCGACUUGGUUGAAGCAGGCCUACUUACGGACCAGGAUGCCACUUCAUAUUGGGCAGCCUUCUUCUCUGGAUGCGACCGGUUCGUCCCUGUGUUUGAUCCCCGAUUCGACUCGAUGGAAUCCAUUCGUUCUCGAAGCAGUCUGUUGUUCGGUGCCAUCUGCUCCGUAGGCUGCCGAGUGAUCAAUGGAGCAGACUCGCGUCAAUGGCAUGUCCUCAGUUUUCAGACCCAACGAAUGCUGAACGCUGCGAUCACCACACCAACAGAGGCCACACCAGAAACGAUACAAGCACUCCUUGUCCGAGCCUGCUAUGUGAACGAGCGCUCUCUGUUAAUCGCCAUCGCGACGCGCAUGGCCUUCGAAGUGGGCCUGCCUGAAGCCUACGACGCGAUGAGCGCUCACUGCGUAGCCAAGAACACCCCGCGUAUGGACACGAUUGACGAUCCAUCGCAGGCCGAUGUUGUUCUUAUGCGUAAGGCCCGGACGUGGCUCCACCUGUUAGUCAUGGGCCACAUUCUCCAUGUUGAUGCUGGUGAUCUCCCGGCGUUCCGGUUCCGAGGUGCUGCUCGAAGGUCCAGGAUCCUGUUGGAAAGCCCCUGCUCAAACGACAUGGAUCUCUAUUUGUUUUCACAAGUGGAGCUCAACGCCCUCCGGGCAAAUAUAUACAACAGUCUCUCGCAAUGCGCCGACGCCGACGAAGAAGAUAUCAUGGAGAUGGUGCGAGAUGCCAAGAUUGAUAUUGAGGUUUGGUUCAAUGAUUGGACGCGCAUCUAUGAGCAGCGUAGGCCCCAGAUGCCCUGGCUUCAGCCAAACCUCAUCGUUCAGCGUCACUGGGCCGAUAGUAUGGCACUCUGCCGCGCUGUCCGCGCAUCAGGGGUCGAGAAUGUGCGCGCCAUGUCUCAAACCCAGAAAACGAUUCUUCUGAUGGCGAAGGCUUCGCUCAAGCAGCAUCUCGAAGUCAUCCUGAUGGAGCCCCGCCACUACCUCUCCGGGCUGCGUUUUGCAAUGGAUUUCGUCUGGGCGAAGAAUGCUUUCUGCUUUCUCUUGCUACUGAAGUUGUCUCUCUUGCUCCCCGAUGAUGGAGAUCAACAAUCAAGUCAGGAUUUGGUUGAAAAGGGGAGAAUCCUUCUAGGCGAACUAAGGAAUGCCAAUGGUGGCCGUGGUGAAGGGAGCAAGGCAAGUGCGAGCAGCCUGUACCUGCAGCUCGUUCAAGCCAGCAUCGAGAAGUAUCAUCACGCUCUGCGAAAGGACGGUGGUCCACGAACAGGGGAGCCUUCGCUCCCGGCCACUAUACAAAUGGAGCAAAGCCGAGCCGACGGGCAGACAGAGCUCGAGUCUUUUGUUCCAGAGCAGUUCGUCUUUGAGUGGGACUUCCCGGGUCUGACCUUUUUCUCUUCCCCCCUUACCGAGACCGGGUGGCUCGACGACUUUUUGGCCGGUGGGCUGGACAGCAACGAUGAAUUCUUCGGCACGGGAUGGCCCUCGGUAGACUUUUCAUUCUAG